This is a messenger RNA of Suricata suricatta (meerkat), 250 nucleotides long. RefSeq names its product FXYD domain-containing ion transport regulator 4-like. The record is from RefSeq and is a predicted model, not a curated record. The transcript has a single exon. NCBI's taxonomy places the organism in Eukaryota, Metazoa, Chordata, Mammalia, Carnivora, Herpestidae. Bases 53 to 220 code for a protein of 55 amino acids.
UUCCAAACCUGCUUUCUGCACCUGGCUCUCAGCCCUGCCCUCAAGCUGUGUCAUGAAGAGAGUGACCCGGGGCCUUCUCCUCACACUGGCAGGUCUGCCUGCCUUGGAAGCCAAUGACCUGGUUGGUGGAAAAUGCAAAUGCAAGUACAAUAAGAAGCACAGCCCCUUACCUGAGAGAGCCACUCCACUCAUCACUCCAGGCUCUGCCAGUACCUGCUGAGCACAGGACCAGCUUCGCGCCAUCUCCAUA